AAAUGAAAUACCAAAUUUAAUUUGACCUGUACAAAAGGAUAAAGGUUCCAGCUUCCUUGUGAGUGAGUGAGGAGUGAGUGUGUGUCCGUAUGUGUGUGCCACAAUGGAAAAUCAAUUAACAAUACAAAUGUGAAAGGUGAAAGGACGACACGUUUGGUCGCAAAAAAAUAGAUAAUGGAGCAAACAUGUUGAGAAAUCCAUUCGCUCAUAAAGAACAUAAAAAUCAAUUAACUUUUUGAUUUUGUUCUUUAGGGAGACAGAAGGCGAAGUAGAAGAAGUGAAAACAAACAUUUGAUGGCCGGUCAACUAACCAAAAUCCACAACUGACAACGUCGUUGUGUAGUCGUCCUUUAUAAACUAAUCGCUGGCUAACAGAUCCAACCAACUACGUCCAUUCCAAGAUUACAGAGAUAGUAGAGAGCGAAAAGAAAAACAAAAUAAAAGUCGACGUCACCCAGCCACAUAUUUGAAAAGUUCAAAAAGACAACCACAAGGCAAAGCAUAGACCAGGAAAUAAUUCAAGUUUGAACUGCAAAAAAGGUCGAACGUACAGCCAGACAAACACCACACAUUGAAGCCAAAAGCAACAGGGCAGGGGCUGAAAUCAAUCAUUUUGGACAGCUCUUCUUCAGUAGAGGAGAGAUAGACAGUAAAAUAAGGAUUAGCUGAGUAACAAAAAUGAAUAGCAGCAAUAGUGAUAGUACAACCACCACUACAACAACAUCAGGAGCAACAGCAACAGCACCAGCAUUGAAUGAAUUGAAAGCCAGCCAAAAUCAUACAGCAUUUUCCACCACACAACCUCAACAACAGCACCACCAUCAGUAUCACCACCACCAUCAGCAGCAGCAGCAGCGCAACUAUUAUGCACCCACACCACCCAGUGACCUCUUGUAUCAUCAUCAUGCCGGGUCUGGGUCGUCCUCUUCUCUUUCGAUAUCGGCAGCAGGCGGCAUUGCAACGACAGCAACAACGAAUCCGACGACGACCAGCAACAUCAUAGGCAGUGGCAGUGGCAACAACAGUUUUGGCUCAAUUAACAAAAUGACAGCAACAGUUGAUGGUGGUAAUGGUGGCAGUGUCAACAACACUACAAUCGUACCAAGUACCAACACGACAAAUGCCGCCAUGACUACAACAACAACAACAACCAAUAAUGCCAACAGUAGUGGCACCUCCAACAGCACAACCACUAAUAGCAGCAUACUCGAUUAUGAUAACAGGCAAUCGAUAAAUAAUGGUAGUGGUGGCGGUGGCAUGGCCACAGUGGGUGGCAAUCCAACUGUUGGCGGCAGUGUCUUCUCUAAGCCGCAAGAACGUUAUGUCUGGGAAAUGCGUGCGCGCAGUCCAAAUGUAACACCAGCCAGUACCGUACUUAAUUCACCAGAUCUCAAUACCGAUAUGCAGUACAGCAUACAUCCUCAUCAGAGACAGUUGCAACAAAUACGUGUUGGCCGCAGUCCGGGUAGUCAAUUCGAACAGCAUAAUAUACUGCCACAGGGUCUUGCCUCUCCUGGCUCUCCGACAGAUGUGGGCAAAGCCGAUGGACACUGUUUGCGUGAUGGUGAAAUUGUCGUCUUCGAUGACAUCGAUACAAAUUGGAUGAAUAAAUCGAAUAAUUCAUAUUCGUCCAAUCAUUCCUCAGGUCAGCAUCAUCGUGGUGAUUCAUUUCACGGCAAUGAAGAUAUACUAAAAGUGACAAAAAUGAUAGGUCAAUUGCCGAUAGCUGAGUAUGAGGGAUCACCACGGCGUUUUGGCAAUCAACAACAGGGCACCCAAAAAUCCGGUAGUGGUGGUGGAACUACAACAACCGGUGGAAGUAUUUUACCAAAAAGGCCACCCGGUUUUCCGCAACGUGUCUCGCCCAUGGCUGUGUUAACACCCCAACAGCAGCAGCAACAACAUCAGGAAGCUGCCCAUGCACGGCAUCAACAAAUGCAACAACAGCAUCAAUUUUAUGCCCAGGCCACCAGUAGCGGCAGUUGCAGUAAUGCUUCAUUUUUUAACAACGAUACCGCAAGCAACAACAAAUCAUCGCCAAUUGGCAAUCUAAUCGAUAUAGAUGGUGAUGGUGAUAUCUUAAAUUCGUCCACAAAUCAAUCGCAAAGUUCCAGUCAUGAAUCAACGAAAUCGAAAGUGAAAACGCCAACAUUCGAUUAUCUCUAUGAAUUCUCAGAGACACGUAAAGUUUUGGAGGAUUUCUUCAAGGGCAACAACGAUGAUGAGAAACGUUUUACGGAUUUCACAGAGAGUGGCGAUGACAUGGGUAGUUGUGACACCCAUCAUGAGUACACCAGCCAAUUUGGCCAGACACCUGACGAGGACUUACAUAUCGAACAAUCGUAUAUUGGACAACGUUUAGCUAGAAUACCCAAAGAAGAAUUAUACCUGGUACAUCGGUCACCCAAGAAACAGAAACAAAUGGCAACGACGCAGCAGCAGCAGCAACCACAACAUCAACAUUCUCAUCCUCAUCAGCAGCAGCAACAUUCCACUUCUUCUUCUUCGCAGCAGCUGCCGCAGCACCAGCACAAUCAACACCACCAGCCAUGUGACAAUAUUCUCUACAAUGACAACAACGACAUUGAAUUGUAUAUCGAUUCGAAUAGUCGAAGCAGUGGUGAUUUGGCUGACACAGAAUUGGAAGCAAAUUUACGACAUCAUUCGCGUAAUUUCACACUGUCUCCGGAGACAACGGAUUACGACUCGAAUUGUGGCGAUUUGGAUAGUCUGUCGAAUGAUAUCAAUUGUACCACAGAUUAUGGCAAACUUUACACUAGCAUGCCAGUGCUAGAGGACGGUCUUUCGAGUGGUCACGCAUCCGAUACAGAAAAUAAUUGUCAAAAAUACGAUUCGAACGGUGGUGGUAGUGGCAGUGGCAGCGGUGAGGGUGGUGGUGGCGAGGGUUGUGGCAGCAGCAGUAAUAACGGCAGUGGCAGUGGUCAUCACGACGAGAGCAUGGAUUUCAAUGAAAAACUACAGCAACAGGAAAUGUUGGAGCAAAAUAAAUACAAUAAUAGUUUAAAGCAAGAGUGCAUGGAUAAUAAUUGUAGUGCUAAUAAUUUAAUUACCAAUCUGGUGGAUGUUGGUGAUGAUGAUGACGGCGAGCAUGAGGGCAUGAUGAUGAGUGGACGUCUCAGUGGCAAUGGGUUGGGUGGUGGUAGUGGCGUUGGUGUUGGUGUUAUUGGUGGUUUAAGUGGUCUCUGUCUUACUGGCGAUGGUGACUAUAAACAACAACAACAGCAUCAACCACAUUGUUUGGACUUAAUAAAUACCUCAGAUAAUAAUUGCUGUAACAAUGAUAGGUCUCUGUAUGAGCCAAUUUACGCCACAGUCAAUAAACAACAUCAUCAUCAACAGCAGCAGCAACAACAACAACAACAGCAGCAUCAACAAUCUCCUCCACCACCACCUGCACCACAACCACACCGUCCACAGCUACAGCAACAAUUGCAGCAGCCACAAUCACAACAAUCACGCCAUCUAAAACACCCCGGUCGUGCGGAAUCAGUUGAAAUCCAAGAAGCUAUGAAAGAAAUACGCUCCGCUCUACAACGAGCUAAAACUCAACCAGAAAAAUUGAAAUUUUGUGAUGAAGUUCUACCACCCGAUCCAGAGUCGCCCAUAUGGGUACCACGUAAAAACAAUGAAGAUUGUAAUGUCAUUAAUUCGGAGGGUGGCGAAAUUAUUGGCUCAACACUGCUGGUGGAUUCCAACAAAGUUCAAUGUGAUGAAGAGGAACCCGAUACUGACCUGGAAACGGAUCGUUUGUUGGGACAACAGCGCAACGAUGAACAGGAUUUCUUUGAUGAUAAGACAAUAUGGCCCAAAACCUCGCGCAUUGGUUCUACCAUCAAUUCCAGUGAUCAUUCACCAACCACUUCGGAUAUUGCAAAAACAUUGCAUGUUAAACCACAAUUCUCCUCGGCCACCAUACGUCAGGGCAUUGGUACAUCUUUGACACCCAAUUCGCCGGAGCAUUGUCAAAUGGUGGGCGGUACCGAGAUACCGAUGACAACACCCGAGAAAAUAACCUAUACCAAAAGUCCAACGGGAUCCAUUAAAUCCCUUAAGGAUUCAGCUAACAGUGAUAAAAAAGCAAAAUCUCGCAACAAAGAGGGCUGUUUCUUGGAUCCGGCAGUAUUAAUCGAAGGUGUUCUAUUUCGUGCCCGUUACCUUGGCUCCACACAAUUGGUGUGUGAGGGACAACCCACAAAGUCCACACGAAUGAUGCAGGCCGAAGAGGCAGUGUCACGCAUUAAGGCUCCCGAGGGUGAAAAUCAACCCUCCACCGAGGUGGAUCUGUUCAUAUCAACCGAAAAGAUUAUGGUUUUAAAUACCGAUCUAAAAGAGAUCAUGAUGGAUCAUGCUUUGCGUACCAUUUCCUACAUUGCCGACAUUGGUGAUUUAGUUGUAUUAAUGGCACGCAGAAGAUUUGUCCAUUCGGAUCCUUGUAAUUCCACUGGUGGUACAGGUGGAGGCAACGGCGACACAUGCGAUAUGUCAGCUGCCAAUGGCAGCACCGCCACCAAUGGCAAAGACAAGGAUGCCAAAGACAACACUACCUCUACAACGACCUCAUCAUCAUCAGCAUCGAAUAACAAACAUAAUCGUACACCCAAAAUGAUAUGCCACGUCUUUGAGAGCGACGAGGCCCAAUUUAUAGCCCAGUCAAUAGGACAAGCCUUUCAGGUGGCCUACAUGGAAUUCCUCAAGGCCAAUGGCAUUGAAAAUGAAAAUCUAGCCAAAGAAAUGGACUAUCAAGAGGUAUUGAAUAGUCAGGAGAUUUUCGGUGAUGAAUUGGAAAUAUUCGCCAAAAAAGAACUCCAGAAAGAGGUGGUUGUGCCCAAGGCUAAAGGUGAAAUUUUGGGUGUAGUCAUUGUGGAAUCCGGUUGGGGCUCUAUGCUGCCCACGGUGGUCAUUGCAAAUCUAAUGUCUGGCGGAGCGGCGGCACGUUGUGGCCAGUUAAAUAUCGGUGAUCAGCUGAUAGCCAUCAAUGGUCUUAGCUUGGUGGGUCUUCCGCUGUCCACGUGUCAGAACUAUAUACGUAAUGCCAAGAAUCAAACAGCUGUUAAGUUUACUGUUGUACCAUGUCCUCCCGUGGUGGAGGUGAAAAUAUUGCGUCCUAAAGCAUUAUUCCAAUUGGGUUUUAGUGUUCAAAAUGGUGUGAUUUGUAGCCUUUUACGUGGUGGCAUAGCGGAGAGAGGUGGAGUACGCGUUGGCCAUCGUAUUAUUGAAAUAAACAAUCAAAGUGUUGUGGCAGUGCCUCAUGACACUAUAGUUAAGCUCUUGUCAUCGUCCGUGGGAGAGAUUUUAAUGAAAACAAUGCCCACUUCCAUGUUUCGUUUAUUAACGGGUCAAGAGACGCCCAUUUAUAUUUAAAUAUCUUAAUAUAUUUAUAUAUACACUCACACAUACAAAAGUAAUAAUGAUAAAAUAAAUUAUUCAAAUUAAGCUUUAAGGAUCUUACGAAAUCAUAUAAUAUUAUUAUUAUUAAUAGUACUAAAGAAAUCUUAAUUUUGUAUAAUUUUCACAAAAUGAAAAGAUGAAGAAGAAAAACCAACUACUCAAACGUAGAAAGACACGAAGAAAAAACAAAAACAAAACUAAUAAUAGCAUAUUAUAAUAGGCAGCAGUUAGGCAAAAACAAAACAAACUAUUUAUUAGAAAUAAAAAAAAAAAAAACCUAAAAAAUUAAACAAAGCUUUGCAGUUGAAAAAGAGGCUUUCAAGAGAUGAAAAAAAUAUAUUUGGCUCAAAAAAGCUAAGAAGAAAAACAGCUUAUAAAAAACUCCCCGUUAUAGAAUUUAUUUAAUUUCACUUGAGAUUAUUAAAAUGAAAACUACUUCGGAAAACAAAUUCAUUUAAAAUGAAUUUGUUUGAAAAUAAUGGCGAUAAUGAUGAUGACGAAGAGAAGAUGGAUUUAGUUUUAUAUUUCGAACAAAAAGUAUUAUUGAAAAUUGCUCUCGUUUUUCUAUUUCUCUUUUUUUAACAAAAAGAUGAAAGACUGAUAAAAUUUUCCUUUUGUUGUGUUUAAAUGGCUGCCAGCGUUUAGAGGCCAUUGUAAGCCACAACAAAUAGACAACAAAACGAAGAAGAACAAAUCAAUCAUAAUUUCUUAAUAACAACAACAACAACAAAAUACAAUAUAAGCGCAUAUUAAUUUUAAGAUUAUUAUUAUAAUAAUAAUUAUUACAAAACGAUCCGUGAAAAAAAAUAACAGAAAAAUAUAAUACUCACCAUGAUGGCCCCAGUCUUGAAAACUAUUUUGAAAACUGCUGCUAAUUGCAUUUAGCUAACAACAACAACAACAAAAUGCCCCCUAGACCAUAAAAAAUUACAAAAAAACAAA
This is a messenger RNA of Musca domestica (house fly), 6351 nucleotides long. RefSeq lists its product as uncharacterized. Gene Ontology annotation, cellular component: plasma membrane; dendritic spine; cytoplasm. Bases 679 to 5382 code for a protein of 1567 amino acids. Gene Ontology annotation, biological process: chemical synaptic transmission. The record is from RefSeq and is a predicted model, not a curated record. Gene Ontology annotation, molecular function: protein binding. Lineage: Eukaryota; Metazoa; Arthropoda; Insecta; Diptera; Muscidae. The transcript is spliced from 9 exons.